AUGGAGUGGACGGGGGCGAUCGGGAUAUCGCUGCCGGGAUUAGUGACGCGCGUGGAGGGCGAGAGAGGCGAUGGGGCGAGAGGGACGAUGGCGAGGACGGACAUCGAACGCGCGGUGAAGCAGGCGACGGGGUGCGAGACGUCGAUUUCGAGCGGCGCCGAGGCGUGCGGGGCGGCGGAACUGGCGUACGGUGCGGGCGUGGAACUUUCGGGCGGAGAGGCGAAGGGAUUAGUGAUGUUUUGCAUGAUCGGUGGGCGGUUCAGCACCAGUCUGUACGAUGGAGGGAAGGUUGUGAAGAACUUUGCGGGCGAAAAGUUGAGCGACGGCGACGGCGACGUCUCGGGAAUAUCGACUUUACCCGACAUCGGUGGCGCAAACGAUACCGACGAGGCGUGGACGGCGUUUGGUGAACGCGUGCGCGAGUACUUGAGCGAGCUCGAGCGAAAGUAUAAGCCGGACGUCAUCAUUCUCGGUGGUAAAGCUGGUCAAAAUGCCGACAAAAUUAUGGACAAGUUGACCGCGCUUAACACGAAAGUCGUGCCGGGGACUCUGGGCUUCGUCGCCGGUGUCAAGGGUGCGGCGUUACUAGCGAAACAGCAAAUUGGCUUGCGCGAAACGCUCGCGCAAGUGCGCGAAGCCGUAGGCGUCCAGACUGGCGUGAGCCCUCAAUUCGUCUCGGAUGAACAGUUGAAGAGCGUCUUCGACACAUUCGACACGUCGAAGAACGGCGUUUUGGAACUCAAUGAACUCGUCGACGCGACGCUCGCGCUCAACGUGGUGGAAGAGCGAAGUGUCGACUGA
This is a messenger RNA of Ostreococcus lucimarinus CCE9901, 801 nucleotides long. RefSeq lists its product with no specific name. The record is from RefSeq and is a predicted model, not a curated record. Bases 1 to 801 code for a protein of 266 amino acids. The transcript has 2 exons. Gene Ontology annotation, molecular function: calcium ion binding. NCBI's taxonomy places the organism in Eukaryota, Viridiplantae, Chlorophyta, Mamiellophyceae, Mamiellales, Bathycoccaceae.